AUGGACACCAGGUGCCUCGCGGCCCUCUGCAUCGGGAUUGAAGAGUACCAAGAUGCAGGUCAUUUCGUGAAUUUGCCGAAUGCCAGCCGCGAUGCGCAGGACUUCUCCCGUGAAAUGCUCAUAUGGGGCUUCCAGGAGCGAAAUCUGAUCUCACUGGUGGGUCAUGUCACCGAAGGUGCCCUCACACGGUCAAUUUCGAGCUUCUUGGAGCUGGUCGAAAAUAAUGUGUCACAGCGAGAUAUUCAUCUGGUGGUGGUCUAUGUUGCGGCUCAUGGCGAGCAGCUCCAAAGUGGUGAGCUGCCAGCCAUUUGGGCAUCCGACAGCGAUGCAAUUUGUGACUUAGAUGCUUUGCUGGUAAAACCCUUGGAUAUGAUGAAGGGUGGCAAAAUCAAGGUGUGGUUUGUCAUUGACACCUGCCGCGAGAACCGAUCCAUCAACACCUGGACAGGUCUUGCAGAGGGCAAUGCCUAUCGAAGAUUGCUUUGGAUGUCACAAACAGAUUUUCAACUUCUGCUUGCUUGCGAUAGAGGCAGAGCUGCCAGUGACCAGCACUCCAUGACCAAGGAGCUGAUUUCUGCUUUGAGGGACCCACACAAUGACUUGGAAGCAGUCUGUAAGAAAGCUCAAGCAAGCGUUCAAGAGCAGAGUCGUGGACGACAACGGCCCUGGAUCUCUUCUCGUGGGGAUUUCUCUGGCAUUUUUCCGCCUGCGGCUGCUGGAUUCGGUGCAGGUGCUGCGGCUGCUGCGGCGGCUGCUGCGGCUGAUGCUGUGGCUGAUGCUGCUGCUGCACUCGAUUCUUUGGACAGGGUGUGCGAUCGCACUCUUGGUAUCUUGGCAUCUCUUGGUCAGGGUGCAGGUCUUCCUUCGUGGGUCAGGGUGCGUGAUCGCACUCUUUGUUGUCAUGCUGUGGGAGAUGCUGGAAAUUAG
Cladocopium goreaui is the source of this 927-nucleotide messenger RNA. The record is from the annotation of a GenBank genome assembly. NCBI's taxonomy places the organism in Eukaryota, Dinophyceae, Suessiales, Symbiodiniaceae.